AGUAUGAUUAAAAUAAGCACAUAAUUAUAAAACUUUAGCCAAAGAUCAAAGCAAUAGUUGAAAAGCUUAUGAUGUAUGGCAAUGGCACAUGAAAAAAGAGGUACAAAAACUAAUAAUAAAGAAGUAACGAAUAAAAGGAAAGAAAAAAGAACUCUCUUGUACUAGACAAAAGCCCAUGAAAAUGGGCCUUAAUCAACCUAUCAGUCCAUCACUCUGCAUUCAUCACUUCUUUUCUCUCUCCUGCCUCAUUCAACAUUUAUUCAAUCGUACGACUCGCAACGGAGUUUGAAUUCGAAAAAUUACACCAUUUUUACUUCCAAUCAACUCUUCAAACCCUGUUAUUUUUAGGGUUAGGGUUUUCCAAAUGGACCCAAUUGCUUCGAUUGUCGAUAAUUUAAAAUCAUUUGCAAAAUCCGGCCAAGAUUUUAUCUCCGGCGUUUCUCGCCGCCGGCAGAAUAAGUCCCGUCAAAAUCCGAUUGAAAUCUUGAAGCGUUUGCAGCGAGAAGCAUUUUCUGACUUGAUGAAACUUAGAGACAGACAAGACAAAGUGGAAAGAAUGCUUACUUUCUCUAGGACUUCAAAGGGGAGUCCAUUUCAAGACUAUGGUACCAAUGUGAGGGGCGAAAUUGAUGUGAUGGGAACUUUGUUCUUAACAGAUUAUCUUGACCAGGAGAAUGUUGAUGCAAUCAAAAGGACUGGAGUUAAAACAGGAAUAAAAGUGAAAAUCUCCUUCGAGACCAAAGUCUGCGAGAAUGAUAUUCUUGAGGCUCAAUUCAUUUCUAAUCAGAGCAAUCAUACAGGUUCUAGCAAUGCUCUAGAAGGUGCUCUUUCCCUUGCUAAAGUAAGCUACACAGCCAAUAUGUCUGACUGGUGUUCAAUGGUCGCAAUUCCUAUGGGGGCUAGAUGUAGAGACUUGUCAGCUUCAAUGGAUUUUUCUUCAUAUCAGGAGAGGGGCCUUACCGAUUACUCAUCUUUUGGACCACCUCUGCUGCAUCAAGAUCAUGGAUGUGCAAUUGGUGUCACUGUAAAAAAAUCAAAUGUUGUUGCUUCUUUAGCUCAGUUAGCUGCUGAUCUACCAGGUUCAUUUGGCCAUUGCUUCAGCACCUUUGGUCAGAUCGUCUGUCAGCUCCCAAGGAGUGCAAAGCUCUCCCUCUUUGGCCUUCACCAGGUGCCAAAACCAAGACAACAGGUCAGUGCUGGAGCCUUGGCAAUACCACUAGGCAUAUUGCGACGCCAGCAGCAUUCUGAGGAACCAAUGGCAGCCUCACCACCAGUUGCAGGAGACUCAGUUGCUGUGAUGCUUGAAUCUGAACUUGAUGAAAGCACCAGAGUUCGAGGGUGGUUACAAAUGAAGAACGAUAGUCCAAAUCAUCUUCAGUGGUCAGUUAGCAUGUCUGAUUUUCCAGAAGAUGAGAUUGGAUGGGGUCUAAGUUUGGGCGGGACAAUCCAAGGUCCAAAAAGGUGGGACCACUUUCAGGUUGAAGCGUUUCUGAAAUUCAAUUUGGGUAAGAGAUUGAGCUUGCAACCAGCUUUUGUUUACUUCAUGGAUGGGAAUAAGCAAACUCCUGCCUUAAUGUUGAAUUCAACUUGGUCUAUUUGAUUUUUUGUACCAUAUCUUGUGAUUGUGACAUUUUUUUGACCAAGUUUAACCUUUUGUAGUCAGUUAUUAUCCUAUUUUUCCAUACCCAAUUUUAUUUGGAUGCAUCAUCAUAGUGUAUCUCAAGAACUGUGAGUGAAGUUGGAAAAAGUUUGUGCUGUUGUCUGA
Messenger RNA from Chenopodium quinoa (quinoa), 1765 nucleotides. RefSeq lists its product as uncharacterized. The transcript has 3 exons. NCBI's taxonomy places the organism in Eukaryota, Viridiplantae, Streptophyta, Magnoliopsida, Caryophyllales, Amaranthaceae. The coding region runs from base 365 to 1600 and encodes 411 amino acids. The record is from RefSeq and is a predicted model, not a curated record.